AUUAAUGCAAUCUUGUGAUUUGUGCGCAAUUCUUUAAUUACCUUUACGCACCUUUUAUAAGUUUAAUAUUUCUUUCAAUAACUUAUUAUAACAUUACUAAACUUUUCUUUGAUUGGUUGCGUUAUUUAUUCAAAUCCGGUUAUGAAUUUGAUUGUUUCUUUUACUGCUUUAAUUAUAUUUAUUUUUGUGCCUGUUGUGAGUAAUUAUAGAAUUUUAGCAUUAAUUCCAUACAAUGGAAGAAGUCACUUCAUCAUGUUUGAACCCCUUCUUAAAGAAUUGGCUUCCAGGGGACACGAAGUUGAUGUUUUGAGCCAUUUUCCACAAAAAGAAAAAAUUCCGAGAUAUACCGAUUACAGUUUAGUAGGAACCCUCCCAGUGUUAGUGGGCAAUGUAAGCUACGAUUCAAUGACCCAUACGUUCUUCUUAUCGUUUUUACGAAUGGUUUUGAGUGAUUAUGGAUUGGAUAUUUGCAAGACAAUUUUUAAUUCUGAUGCUGCCACUGCUCUAAGAGAUUCAAAAAAUUCUUACGAUCUCAUCUUAACCGAAAUAUUCUUCUUCGACUGUAUGUACGGUUUUUCUCACCAUUUUAAUGCCCCUGUGAUCGCCAUAUCAACUAACGUCGAUUUUCCCUGGGGUGCCAGUAGAAUAGGGAACCCCACGAAUCCAUCGUAUAUUCCAAACUAUUUUCUUUCGUAUCUCAGUAAAAUGAGUUUGUGGGAAAGAACAUGGAAUACCAUUUACUAUGGUAUUACAUGGAUUUAUUAUGGUAUAUAUGGAUUGGAAUAUGGUACACAACUUACACGAAAUUUCUUCAACGACCAAUCCAUGCCUUCUCUAAGCAACCUGAUUUCGAACAAAACAAGUUUGAUAUUCAUAAAUACACAUUUUAGUAUCAAUUACGUUUCUCCAAAAGUACCAAACUUUAUUGAAAUUGCAGGGAUACAUAUUAAUCCGCAGAGACCACUACCACAGAAUUUACUAAAUGAGUUAAAUAUUGGCGAUAAUUAUAAGGGUGUUGUUUAUAUGAGUUUUGGUUCACUCAUUGCAGUAGAAACUCUUCCUUUAAACAUUUUACGAUCAUUUUUCGAUUCCUUUAAAGAAUUGCCCUACAAGGUCUUAUUCAAAGGGCCUCGGGAAAAACUUAUUAGCAAAGUCAAUGUCCCCAGUAACGUACAUUUCGAAAAAUGGAUGCCACAAAGGGACAUAUUAUGUCAUCCUAACGUAAAACUAUUUAUAUCUCAUGGGGGACUAAUGGGGACUCAAGAAGGAAUAUACUGCGGAGUCCCUACUCUGGGACUUCCAAUAUUUGCAGACCAAGAAUUAAAUAUUGCAAAUUCUCAAGCUAGAGGACUAGCAUUAAAACUGAAGUUUAACGAAAUCACCAAAGAAUCAUUCUUGACAGCUGUUAGAACACUUUUAGAAGAUCCCAGUUACAAAGAAAAUGCAGAAAAAACUUCUAAACUCUUUCGAGACCGACCUCAAUCGGCCCUGGAUACGGCCCUGUAUUGGACAGAAUAUACUUUAAAAUAUAAAGGAGUCCCACAUCUCAGAAGUGUCUCAGCAGAUUUAGCCUGGUACCAAUAUUACCUAAUCGAUGUGGCAUGUGUCAUUAUUUUUGUAAUUUUUUCCUUAACAACAUUGUGCCGCAUCGUGUUGAAGAAAAUUAGAAAAGUUUUAUCAAAACGUGCUUUUAAAAUGCCGGAUGUUAAGAAAAAAAAUUAAGUACAAUAAAAAUUAGCUAAUCCAUAUUUCAAAAUCAAAAAAUUGCGUAAAAACAUUUUAUUUUUAAUACUGAUAACAAAUUUGUACAAAAAACAUUAUUUAUUUAUACGUAAUAAAACUCAAAAAAUAUUUAUCUAAAAGUAUACGGUUAAGUUCAUAUUGUCUGAUACUUUAGGGGACCUGAUAUUAAUAUCUGAUACACUUUCGUCGCCCUGAAAGAAAAGAUUUUUAUGUAUCGCUGCACUUACACACAAGAACAUGUAUAAAAAAAUUACCACCUUGUUCUUUUACCUGAAUUAAUAAAGAAAUAAGUUGGA
Messenger RNA from Agrilus planipennis (emerald ash borer), 2039 nucleotides. RefSeq names its product UDP-glucuronosyltransferase 2B31. The coding region runs from base 142 to 1722 and encodes 526 amino acids. Gene Ontology annotation, molecular function: UDP-glycosyltransferase activity. The record is from RefSeq and is a predicted model, not a curated record. Lineage: Eukaryota; Metazoa; Arthropoda; Insecta; Coleoptera; Buprestidae. The transcript is spliced from 6 exons.